AUGAGUGAAGAAGGUAUUGACAUAGCUAGUGUUAUAAAUGACUUAAGAAGAUGUGUUGUUGUUAUUGACGGAGCACGUAUGACAUAUCUAGUGAAAGAUUAUGAUGGAAUACGAGACACAACAACACUUGUGUCAGUAGAUAGCAAGGAAUUCAAUAAGCUCAUGAAGAGUGUUUAUGUAGGACGUAUUGAGGAGAAGGAUGUGAACGCACUGAUGAUUUAUGAAGCGGGUCAGAACAAGAACUAUCUUAUGAAGUCAGGCAUGAGAUUCUUUGACGAAAGAGAUGACAUUUACAGCUAUUUCAGAGGAUAUGAGUAUGAGGUACUGAAUGAAGUAGAUGAAAGCGUUAUUGAAGGAUAUUUGAAACAUGUUCACGAUGUCAUAUGUAAUGAGGAUGAAGAGCUUUAUGAGUAUGUUUUGAACUGGUUCGCCUACAUCGUUCAAAAUCCUUGUGGAAAGACUGGAACAGUACUUUUGUUAAUAGGAAAGCAAGGAACUGGUAAGAAUGUACUUAGUAAUGUUCUAUGCGAGCUCAUUAGCAAGUACGCCAACAAUAAUAUAACGGCAAUAGAGAAUGUGGUUGGUAGAUUCAAUGCUGCUAUUGAGAACAUGAAGCUCAUCGUAUGCAAUGAACUAAGCUCAUGCGAUACGUCUAAGGUCAUGAACCACGACGCACUAAAGUCAAUAGUAACAGAGACUCAGUUGGACUUAAAUCAGAAGUGUCAGCCAGUAAGAAAGAUAGAGAAUGUUUGUAAUAUCAUCAUGAUAUCUAACAACUUCAACUCAGUAAAGAUUGAUAAAGACGACAGAAGAUUUGUUGUCAUUGACGUAAGCAGCAGAUACAAAGGAAAUUACGAAUAUUUCUCAAAUCUCAUUGAAAGCUUUAAUGAAGAGUUUUAUUCAAACUUACUGACGUACUUCAUGAAGAAAGAUUUAAGUGAAUUUGAUGUAAGGAAGAUACCAUUCACCAGGGCUAAACAAGAACUCAUCGAAAUGAACAAAACACCUUACCAAAUGUUUUACGAGGAGUUCUAUGAAAAGUUUGUAUCCGGAUGGAAUUGUACAGAGUGCUACAGAAGAUAUAAAGAAUUUGCGAAGGAGAAUGAAUUCUUUGCAUGUAGUUCAAAUGUAUUUGGUGGCAAGAUGAGAGAAUUUGUGAAGAGAAGUAGAAAGCGAGACGGUUCUGCAAGAAGUUAUAUUUACGAAGCAAGUAUGAUAUUAGAAGGUCGUGGAAAGAAAGAAACAGUGAAUUAUGAGGAAGUGCUUGAAAAAUUCAUGGAGUACAUGGGAAGCAAUAUAACAUACAACAAAGACAUAUACAGUGAGUUUAAGUACUACUGUGAACAGCAUGAGAUUGAAGUAAUGAGUAAAGGAGACUUUGAAACGCUUAUGAAAGACAGUAAGGAGGUCGUUCAUGAGAACAGUGUUGAAAUAGUUCAUGAGAACAGUGAAGAGGUCAUACAUGAAUGCAAUGAUGAAAUAGUUCACAAGAACAGUGAGGAGGUCAUACAUGAAUGCAAUGAUGAAAUAGUUCAUGAGAACAGUGAAGAGGUCAUACAUGAAUGCAAUGAUGAAAUAGUUCAUGAGAACAGUGAAGAGGUCAUACAUGAAUGCAAUGAUGAAAUAGUUCAUGAGAACAGUGAGGAGGUCAUACAUGAGAACAGUGUUGAAAUAGUUCAUGAGAACAGUAAGGAGGUCAUACAUGAAUGCAAUGAUGAAAUAGUUCACGAUGUCGUUCGUGAAGAAGCCAUUGCAACAAAGAAUGAGAUAAAGGAUUUCAUAGAACUUAACAAGGAGGAGUUUAAAGAAGGCUAUGAAGUGAAAAGAUGUGAAGAAGAUUUCUUGGCGUAUUUGAAGAAAAAGAGACUAAAGCCAAUGGCUCAAAAUAAGUUUCAAUCGAUGUUUGAAAAGAAACGUUUGAGCUAUGGUGGUGUAAGAAGCACAUAUUACUUUGUUAAGAAGUGA
Trichomonas vaginalis G3 is the source of this 1965-nucleotide messenger RNA. RefSeq lists its product as uncharacterized. Bases 1 to 1965 code for a protein of 654 amino acids. The record is from RefSeq and is a predicted model, not a curated record. The transcript has a single exon. NCBI's taxonomy places the organism in Eukaryota, Parabasalia, Trichomonadida, Trichomonadidae.